UGGUCCCCGGCCCAGCUAUAACAAGUGAUGAUGCAAACCGCACUGGAGUGUCUCAUUCGAUACACGAUCACAGUUUAACCAUCAUCUAUACGCCGACUCUGGACACAUUAAAGCCCGGUGAUAUUAUAAAAGUCACUUUAAAACUAAGCAGUCCUGGAUUAUAAUAUAGGCCAUCGAGACACUCGACUCGUCAUAAGCUUGUCCACCAUGGCUUUAGCACCAUCUCUAAGUGGCCACGGAGGGGUAUAUCUACCCUUUCAGCGGGUAUCUGCCGUUCGCGUUCAGCUCCAGCCCGUCCACCACCGGAGCAACCCCCGGCCCUACACAUCCUUCUUCAUCAAAGAUAUCCUCGGAUCAAAAAUCGGCGGGAUCGAGCGAGAAUGUGAAAGCACCACCACCACAACCAACACGUCCUGCGGUUCGCCAAUCAGCCCGUCUUCCUCUCCGUGGACGGCGCAAGCCACCACCGGGACGACCCUGCCGUCAUCGCCGAGUAAAGACGCCAAUUUCCCCGUGCGUGAGGCUACUGAGAAGACGCUACCCUCAGGGGUGACCAAGGAUGCAAAUGGUUCCCCACUCUCUGCAUUGGAGGAGCUGGCUAAUAAGACAUUUACUGGUCUUGAGACGAGUAUCCUGAGAGCUGCUGAAGCAGCUACCGUAAAUGGCAAAAGGGACCCACUCCACCUCUUCAACCGCCAGCCCCCAAGGAAAAAGCGCAAGUCUCGCACUGCCUUCAACAAUCAGCAGAUCUUUGAACUUGAGCGUCGAUUCCUGUACCAGAAAUAUCUGACCCCGGCCGACAGGGACGAGAUUGCCUCCGUGCUGGGCCUGACCAACGCCCAGGUUAUCACGUGGUUCCAGAACAGGCGGGCGAAGCUGAAACGGGACAUGGAGGAAUUGAACAUGGACGUUACGGUCACGACCAAGAAAUGCUUCGAUAUCUCCUCGCCAUCGUCUGGUGGGGAGGAUGCGGUCGCCAUGGUGACCAAGACAUCAUCGUCACGCUUCAAGGAGGAGGAUGGCGAUGAUGAUGAGGAUGAGGAUGACCGACUGAGCACGCUGUCUGAGCAGCAACAGUGCCGGGAGCAGUACAGCCAGAGGCUGGCGGACAACUCGCAGCAUCACCUCGGCCCGGAGGAGUCACUUGGGGGCACCCUCGACACUGAGCUGCGAUGCAAGGACGGAACCACACCCACUGAGGACUGCCCCAGGUUGGAGUCAACCCCCUCUUUGACAUCCACUAUCGCCGUAUGCGGCACAGAGGGGGAGGAGGUUGAGAGCAUGGAUUGCAGUACGUCGCCCUCUAGUGGUUUCCACUCAGACGGUGAAGACAAAUGAACAAUCACAGAAACAAUAAUAUUGUACAUUACUUGGACAUUUGAGCAAAUUUUUAAGCAGCUCAGAACGUGUAUAUAAUUGAUGGGUUCUACUCCCGCUUGCACAUGACGUAGUUCCAACCAUGAAUAUGCAUUAUUAUUAUGAUGAUUAAGAUUACCACGUGUGAUAUACAAUUAUGUAAAUUAGCGAUAGGUUUGAGGUAUGUGUUCAACAUAACGAUAAUAACAAAGAGAUGUUCUCCCUUUCAACACCAGGACCAGCCCCAAUAUAUAGAGCUGCUUAAGCAGCAAAACUUAACAGGAUACUAGUCACAGUUAUUUGGGCUGCUGUAACCUUAUUCUCAACCUUAUGCACAUCGAGAUUUUUCUGUGCAAAGCAACUUGGUAUUUGCUUUAACAGUUUUGGAUAGAUGGGCCUUGAUAGUCAAUUAGAUUUGCAUUAAUCGAAUUAGUACAAUGAUAGAAAGUAGAGCCUUUGUGAAAUAUUUCAAGAGAAACUGUCAGACCAGAGUAUUUCAAAUCGGUUCAUUUUCAAUGAAAACUGACGGGUCAUCACAAAGUAAGCGUGAAACACGUUGCUGACAAACCCAAAAUUAUAUAUUUGUUUACCCUUGGCAAAAAUAAUAAAAAAAAAAUAAAAAAAAUACAUCUUUUCAAAAGCAACAUAACAUGAUCACAGGCUUGCCAUUCAAAUACCGACGUGAGGCUGAAAGGGUAAUUAGUCUUGUGAAUUGUUCCUUAAUGGAAUAUUAUUGUUCUCUGUUGCUGUUAAUAGAACUUGACCAAAAUUGUGGUAAAUUAUAAGGGGAACAACACUGAGAACCCAAGUUGCUAAACGUCAUUCUAUUUUUGCUUUCUGGAGACUUGAAAAGAUGGAGUAUUUGUUAUAUUAUUCGAACCGGUGAAAAGGUUUUAGGAAACGAUACCUUAUCAUUCAACCUACAUUUUGAACCCAAACAGGCGUUUUUCUGCGGUGAUAAACCACAGAAUAGAAGACCCAAAAACUGUCCCAGUUUGGAAAUUGGGAAAAUUAAUACCAUCCUGGAAAAAAACAUUUUAUUAUUGUUAAAACACUUCUAAAAACGACAACCGCAUAUAACCAAAAGGCCGUAUCUUUAACGGGUGCACUACGACAAAAAACUGUCUCCCAUCAGCAACCAACGACAAAAGGUUAACGAAGGAAACAGAAAUAGGAGGCAAAUGCAUCGAUUUAGGGAAAAUAAUCCAUCAUUUUUGACGACAAAACGUCUCCAGGUACGAGAGGUGACUUCUUUUUAGGUUACGUCUUUAAGUAGAACCAGCCCUUCAUAAAAAAAAGAAAGAAAAAACAAGAACAAAAACAAAUUGACAAAUCACAGUGGUUCCUGUUGGAUUGAUUGUGUGAAUUGUAGACGAAUCAAGAACCAGUACUCAUGGGGUUCGACACUCUGACGGCAACCGGAAAUAGUUCCAACAAAUGCUCCCAAUGGGUUAUUGUAGUAUGUCAGACUUAUACAGUUUUUGCGUAAUUAAGGAUAUUAGAUUAUUUCCAUUUUUGUUCGGUCCCCCUCCGGUUUCUUACAAGAUUUAGAGCGAACGAACAGAUUUUGCCUGUUGGCGUUCUCUGUCAUUUCAUGCUCGUUAUAUCAAGCUCAGCACUCAAAGGGUUUUCACAAUUUAGGCGAGUUUACAUGAACAUUGUGGAUGUGGGUUCCUUCAUCCUUUUUUACAUUUCAAUAACAGAAUAAGGAACUACGUCUUCGUUCAUUUAUAUACGUGUGUACAAACUAAUUGUUUACACUUUACAUUGUGGAAGUAAUGAACCCUACCCUUUAAUUGCUCAGGAGAAACUGGAUCGCAAACGAUGAAAAGGGUACCACAAAAAGUAGCUGAGCAUAAAAUAAUUAUGUUUACCAGAACAAGGUUACCAGCCCAGAUACCUUGU
Molecule: messenger RNA, 3261 nt
Organism: Asterias rubens (European starfish)
Lineage: Eukaryota; Metazoa; Echinodermata; Asteroidea; Forcipulatida; Asteriidae
Product: hematopoietically-expressed homeobox protein Hhex-like
Exons: 2
Coding region: 208-1338 (376 amino acids)
Biological process (GO): regulation of DNA-templated transcription
Molecular function (GO): DNA binding; DNA-binding transcription factor activity, RNA polymerase II-specific
Source: RefSeq, a predicted model, not a curated record